GCAUCUCAUUUGGGAAGCGAAAAUUACAAUUUUCGUAGUUAGUGUAAUGAAAAAUAAUACUGACAAGUUUACUGGUGAAUAUCGUAAAGACUUCCUUAAAAAUUAUUUGCAAAGACUGGUGGUGACAUUAAUUAACAAUGGUGUUCAAGUGUCAAGAAGAUAGCUACUUGAAAGAAUUCGCUACAACCGUGGUUCGCUGCGAGCCUACCGAAUUCAAUGCAAAAAUAAAUAACGACGAUGCAUCGGUUAAAGGAUACGAAGUUGUUCUUGAAGAUACAAUUAUCUUUCCUGAAGGAGGUGGCCAGCCCUGUGACCACGGUCUUCUGAAUGAAAAACCUGUGCUAAAUGUCAUCCGUAAGGGAGCAAUCGCUAUUCAUUACGUUCAAUCGGAGGAUUCAUUUAACGUCGGCGAUGUUGUACAACAAAAGGUCGAUUGGGAUCGUCGAUUCGAUCAUAUGCAACAACAUUCAGGUCAGCAUUUGAUAACCGCUAUAUUCGAACAAGACUUUGGCUUUGACACAACGACUUGGAACUUGGGUUCGGACACCUCUUUCGUCGAAUUAGACACCAGCAAUGUGACACCAGAUCAGUUGCAGAAAGCGGAACAAAAAAUUAACAAAUUCAUUGCAGAGCAGACAAAUGUGUCGGUGGUGCGGGUCAGCGGCAAUGAAAAGGAAAUACCGCCAGAGGUAACUAGAGCAACCCGUGGCCUACCCAAAGAUCAUGUCGGUGAUAUACGAGUGGUGACUUUCGACGGGAUCGAGAGCAAUAUGUGUUGUGGCACCCACGUUAAAAAUCUGGCUGAGCUUCAAAUGGUGAAGCUUUUGAAUGUGGAAAAGUGCAAGGGACGAGUGUUGGUUCAUUUCGUUGUCGGCAAUAGAGUACUGAAGAAAUUGGCUGAGUGUUUCAACAGAGAACUGGAAACGAAUGUACUACUCAAAUGCGGCCCACCUACUCACCUUGAAAUGAUCCAGAAAAUCAAGGAAAAUUUACGAACAACUCAACGCACCUUCGGAAAGGUCAUGAAAGAACUAGCUGUCCACGAAGCCGAUAAAGUCAAACAAUUACCGGAUCCACCCAAAUAUUACUGUUUACAUCGAUCCGAUGGAAUCGAAUCCGAUUUCUUCUCCGUUUUCACUCGGCACCUCAACAACAAGGACAUGUUUCUGUUGUUAACAUCUGGCGAUGAAUCGUCAACAAAGGGUCAAAUGCUAUGCCAAGGAAAAGUCGAUGAUGUUGAUAAGCUCGGUCGAGCUUUGUGCGAAUUGCUGGAUGGCAAAGGGAACGGCAAAAAUGGUAGAUUCCAAGGGAAGGUAAACAAUUUGAAAAAACUUGAUGAAUGUCGAAGGGUUAUCCGAGAAUAUUUCGAUAAAUAAAAUGUGAUGAAAA
Bradysia coprophila is the source of this 1389-nucleotide messenger RNA. Its product is annotated as alanyl-tRNA editing protein Aarsd1. Gene Ontology annotation, molecular function: Ser-tRNA(Ala) deacylase activity; alanine-tRNA ligase activity; ATP binding. Lineage: Eukaryota; Metazoa; Arthropoda; Insecta; Diptera; Sciaridae. Gene Ontology annotation, biological process: regulation of translational fidelity; alanyl-tRNA aminoacylation. The record is from RefSeq and is a predicted model, not a curated record.